Sciurus carolinensis (gray squirrel) is the source of this 499-nucleotide messenger RNA. RefSeq names its product S100 calcium binding protein A8 (gene S100a8). Bases 157 to 426 code for a protein of 89 amino acids. Gene Ontology annotation, molecular function: calcium ion binding. The record is from RefSeq and is a predicted model, not a curated record. NCBI's taxonomy places the organism in Eukaryota, Metazoa, Chordata, Mammalia, Rodentia, Sciuridae. Gene Ontology annotation, biological process: neutrophil chemotaxis; leukocyte migration involved in inflammatory response; neutrophil aggregation. The transcript is spliced from 3 exons. Gene Ontology annotation, cellular component: cytoplasm.
ACUGGAGCAAUUUUGCAAGAAAGCAGCCUCUCUGAAUGGCCUGAGGCUGCAGGCAGCUGGCCAAGCCUCCCGCUAUAAAAGGGAGCAGAUACUCAGUCCUGAAGGUCCUUUGUCAACCGGUUUCAGGGACAUCUGGUGAACAGAUCCUUGGGCACCAUGCUGACUGAUCUGGAGAACGCCAUGAACUCGUUCAUUAAUGUCUUCCACGAGUACUCCCUGGAGAAGGGGAAUUACCAUGCCCUCUACAGGGAUGACCUGAAGAAAUUGCUGACUACGGAGUGUCCUCACUACAUGAAGAAAAAGAAUGCAGAUACCUGGUUCAAAGAGCUGGAUAUCAAUUCAGAUAAUGCGGUUAACUUCGAGGAGUUCCUUGCACUGGUGAUAAAGGUGGGUGUGGCAGCCCAUGAAGAUUCACACAGAGAGUAGCAGAGCUGUCAGGCCCUGGGCCUGGGCCCCUGGAUAUGUACCUGCAGAAUAAUAAAGUUACCAAUACCUCAGA